Salvia miltiorrhiza (redroot sage) is the source of this 3739-nucleotide messenger RNA. RefSeq names its product calmodulin-interacting protein 111. The record is from RefSeq and is a predicted model, not a curated record. Bases 150 to 3335 code for a protein of 1061 amino acids. NCBI's taxonomy places the organism in Eukaryota, Viridiplantae, Streptophyta, Magnoliopsida, Lamiales, Lamiaceae. Gene Ontology annotation, molecular function: ATP hydrolysis activity; ATP binding. Gene Ontology annotation, cellular component: chloroplast; cytoplasm. The transcript is spliced from 10 exons.
CAAAAUGAUGUCUUAACAACAAAAUAAAUAAAUAAGAAAAAGAGAGGGGAAAAAAGGGUCCUAAAUAAACCUAAAUUGACAUUUUUCUUAAACCCAAAUGUAGGGUUUUAAGCUUGAUCGCAAAUUCACUAUCAUUCUGACUCAACAACAUGCCGACCAAGAAAAAGAACUCAAAAACACCUUCAAAACCCUCAAAUUCCGACCAAAGCAGCCUUCUUUCGUCGCCUUCCGCUGCCUCUUCUUCUUCACUGUCGUCGCCGUUCGAUCCGACCCACGAACUGCUGCUGUACUCUCUCGAUGAAGCUGCAGCUCAGUUCCCAUCUCUCAUCUCCGCAGCAGCUUUCGUCGGCACAGUCGUCGACGAUGUCGUUUCCGACCCCAGAGGCUGCAAAAUUUGGCUGUCUGAAUCAGUCAUGGUUUCUUCUUCAAUUCCCCCAGGCUCCCUUGUCUCGGUCUCUCUUUCUUCUUUGGACAAAGGUAUGAGCGGAUUCCCUCUGUGUAAGCUACCAGAUGAAUGCGCUCAAUGCUUUGGGUUUGACUUUACCAACAAUUUGGCUGAUGAACCUGGAACAUAUUUUGCUCUUGCGACCGUAUUCCCAUCUAGUAAGGUUUCUAAAAAUGGAGUGCGCUUGUCUUUGAACCUUUCACACACUCUGGGUUGUCCAUGUUCAGGCAGGAUGGUUUUUGUUUAUCCUGUUAAGCGUCGCACCUUGACUGAGAAUGGAAAUGGGUCACGCUGUGGCCCUGCAGCUGGUUGUAUAUCAGUAGACAGCCUCCAGGAGAUUUAUCUAUCCCCAGUUUAUUUGAAAGGUAAAGAUAAAACUGCGAGGUCCACAUCUUCUCAUCGGGACAUUUCCAAAGAAUUAGCAUAUGGACAAGCUGAAAAUAGCAAUAUUUCAUCCCCAGUGACACCAUCUGUAUCAGAGUCUAAAAUUAGUUCCCCUUGCUCGGCACAGUCUCGCCUCUUGAAUUAUGACCAGUCAGCAUCAAAGAGAACAUACUUGUCUGAUGCAGCAUUUAGCAUACUUGACAUGAAGGGUGUUUUAAGAGAUGAUUCUUCAAGAAAACUUUUAGAAAUAUGCACCGGAUCAUGGUUACAUUCACGGAGUUUACUCUCUGGGAAUUUUGUUGCAGUCCCUAUACUUUCAGAGCUAUGUGUUUUCCAGGUUAUAGGUCCCAAAAGAUUGUCUUCAAAUAGUGAAGUUUGGAAUGGCAACAGUGACUUUCCUGCUCAGAGUUUAGACGAAGGAAAAUAUGCCAUAUCUGCUUUCUCUAUAGAUAGUGGUACAAAGAUUAUUUUUCUAUCAGCAGGAAAUUCGGUCGUUGAAACUUCAGUGAAAGGCUAUUCGGAAAAUCCAGAUACUGGGCAUGGGUCUAUCAGAAAAAAAGCAGAAGCACACCUUUUGAAGUUGGGAGGCCUUACUAAAGAAUUUACUGUUUUAAAAGAUAUCAUAGUUUCAUCAGCUGUGCAGAUGACAGUUGCAAGUUUGGGCUUACGACCUACAAAGGGAGUCCUUCUUCAUGGACCCCCAGGAACCGGAAAGACUACAUUAGCUCAAGUUUGUGCUCAUGGUGCUGGUGUGAACAUGUUUUCUGUGAAUGGACCUGAAAUUAUUAGUCAAUACCAUGGAGAAACUGAAAAAGCAUUGCAUGAAGUAUUCGUGAAUGCCAGCAAAGCUCCACCUGCUGUGGUUUUCAUAGAUGAGUUGGAUGCCAUUGCACCUGCACGUAAAGAUGGAGGAGACGAGCUAUCCCAAAGAAUGGUCGCUACUCUCUUAAAUUUGAUGGAUGGAAUUAGUAGAACUGAUGGAGUUUUAGUGAUUGCUGCUACAAACCGUCCUGACAGUAUUGAGCCCGCACUUAGACGUCCCGGAAGGCUUGACAGAGAAAUUGAAAUAGGUGUUCCAUCUCCGAGAGGACGCCAUGAAAUAUUGCUUGCACUUCUUAGUGAAAUGGCACACUCACUGUUGGACAAGGAUAUUCACAAUCUUGCAAUGGCCACACAUGGUUUUGUUGGAGCUGAUUUAGCUGCUCUGUGCACUGAAGCAGCCUUGGUUCGUCUUCGGCAGUAUGUUAAAUCUAAUGCCUGUCUUGGUGAUUCAGAUUUUGGAUUUUCAACCAUCGUUGAUUCAGAAUGCCAAGGUUUGAGCCAGUUGCAAGAAGUUUAUCCGGGUGGUGAGCUGGAAAGCCCUUGCAGUUUAGAAGAUUCUGUCAAAAGUAAUUUGUGUGCUACGUUUUCCUGCAAUUCAGAAACACAAAACUCAGCUGCAUCCAGGGUUGGAAUCACAGUAGAUGGGACUCAUGUUCUGAAGGACACCUUAAGAGUUUCUUCAGAUGACUUUGAGAAGGCUAGAAUUAGAAUAAGACCAAGUGCCAUGAGAGAGGUGAUACUUGAAAUUCCUAAAGUUGGCUGGGACGAUGUUGGUGGCCAGACAGAAGUUAAGAUGCAACUUAUGGAAGCUGUGCAAUGGCCUCAAAAACACAAGGAUGCUUUUGAUCGCAUUGGUACUCGGCCCCCAAGUGGAAUAUUAUUGUUUGGUCCUCCAGGUUGCAGCAAAACUCUUUUAGCCCGUGCAGUAGCUUCUGAAGCAGGGUUGAAUUUUCUUGCAGUGAAGGGCCCCGAGCUUUUCAGCAAAUGGGUUGGUGAAUCUGAAAAGGCCGUACGUACUUUGUUCGCGAAGGCCAGGGCUAAUGCUCCUUCGAUUAUAUUCUUUGAUGAAAUUGAUGGUCUUGCUAUAACUCGUGGAAAGGAAAGUGAUGGAGUAUCAGUUGGUGAUCGGGUUAUCAGUCAGCUACUUGUAGAAUUGGAUGGUUUGCAGCAAAGAGGCAGUGUAACUGUCAUUGCUGCUACAAAUAGGCCAGAUAAGAUCGAUCCUGCUCUUCUCAGGCCAGGACGUUUUGAUAGACUUCUUUAUGUGGGCCCGCCAAGCAGAAAAGAUCGUGAGGAUAUCUUUCGUGUUCAUUUGCACCGGAUGCCAUGCAAUUCUGAUGUAUGCAUCAGCGAGCUCUCUCUUCUUACUGAGGGCUAUACAGGUGCUGAUAUAUCACUUAUCUGCCGUGAAGCAGCCAUUCGAGCAAUGGAAGAGGACCGGUCUGCCUCAGAGAUCACGAUGGAGCACUUGAAAGCUGGAGUUCAACAAGUACAACCAUCGAACGUUCAGAUGUAUGAAAACCUCUCAACCAAGUUUCAGAGGCUAGUUCAUUCAACUGCUAACGAAGAUGAUUUGGAAUACAAACCCUGCCUUAUUAAACCGACUCAUAUUACUCUGUGGAGCAGGCUCAGAUCUGCUGUGCUCUUCCUUUCUCAGCUCCCAGGCUCCAUUUUGCAUCAAUAGCUUCAUGAAGCAGAUAAAUAUGACCUGCACCUGGUUAUGGGGUGCAACGACUCUCCUAUCCGAAACCAUGCUAUCGUCUUCUCUUCCCAGAAAGGAAGCAAGUUGAGAAAAUCACAGCUACAAGAAUGUCUGCAACUGAAAUUGUACAGCUGUAAGAGAGAGCCCUUCUACAGUUUCAUACGGCCACCGGUUAUCUGUCUUGUUGCUCGACUCUCCAUGGCAGGUUUCUCUAGAUUCUUUUCUGUUGAGAAUCCAUUUUUAUAGAUAUGAAUGUACAGUUAUUUUGACAGCUGAGGUAAAUCAGAAAAUUCCUUGCUAAGCUCUGUUUGUGGGGAACGUGAUUUUGCAUAUGAAAACAUGAUUACAUGGAAAGAUUUGAAAUGAAAUUGCAAGUUUCAGCCAAA